AUUCUGGCAAUGCUUGGAAACAGAUAUCUCCAACCAUGGAUAUGUCAGUUUUGGUUGUCGCUCAUAUCAUCGCGUGUUAUUCAUAUGACGACAACUCCCGCCAUUGAUGUAGAUAACCCUGGCAAUCUUACCCUUGGUGGACUAUUCGUCCUAACUGAGAUUAACGAGAAAAGCAAAUGUCUUAACACAAUUUCUUUGGAUGGUCUAAGAUCUUUACUAGCUAUGCAGUUUGCUGUGGAACGUAUCAACUAUGACGACACCAUUCUGCCAAACAUUACUCUUGGAAUUAAAGCAGUUGAUACCUGCUUUAGUCGUGUUCCAGCGCUGGAAUACACCCUUAAGCAUUUUGUGCUUGGUAAACAUAAGGGCAAACUAAGUCAAUAUCCAAUUGCUGGACUUAUUGGACCUGCACUGAGUUAUGAAGCAGUUUAUAUAUCAAAG
This is a messenger RNA of Paramuricea clavata, 441 nucleotides long. Lineage: Eukaryota; Metazoa; Cnidaria; Anthozoa; Malacalcyonacea; Plexauridae. The record is from the annotation of a GenBank genome assembly.